AUGAUACAACACUAGGGUCUCAUCACACUCUGAAUCUAUCUUAGAACAUUAAGCAGAGGCAAAUCACCAAUGGCUCUGGUGUUGCAUGCCGGAAGAACCAACAAGAAUGCUUUAAAGGUACUUCUAGUUGCUGAGUACUGUGGGGUCGAUAUCGAACUUGCGAAGAAUUUUCAAAUGGGUGUUUCAAAUAAAACUCCAGAGUUUCUUAAGAUGAAUCCUUUAGGGAAGGUUCCUGUGUUGGAGACCCCUGAUGGUCCUAUAUUUGAAAGCAAUGCUAUAGCAAGAUAUGUUGCCAGAUUGAAUGCUGAUAAUCCAAUUUAUGGGACUUCACUAAUUGAAUAUGCUCAUAUUGAGCAGUGGAUUGACUUUGCAACAAUAGAGAUAGAUCCGAAUAUUUGUCGGUGGUUUUAUCCAAGAGCUGGUUACAGUCUCUACAAUCCUCAGGCUGAGGAAGAUGCUAUUAAACUUUUGAAAAGAGCACUUGGUGCUUUGAACAUACAUCUUGAGACAAACACAUACCUGGUUGGACAUGGCAUUACUCUUGCUGACAUUAUCAUGAUAUGCAACUUAUAUUUGGGUUUCAUUCGACUAAUGACGAAGAGUUUCACGUCUGAAUUUCCUCAUGUCGAACGAUACUUCUGGACUAUGGUUAACCAACCGAAUUUCUGCAAGGUGAUGGGGAAAGUAGAGCAGACAGAGUCUGUGCAUCCAUUGCAGUCUCAAAUAAGUACUCAAUCCAAACUGAAAGAACCAAAGAAAGAAGCCAAGAAGCAAAGUAUCAAUUCAAUGAUAGAAGAUUCAGAGCCUUUUAAUGGAGAAGCCCUUUUAGAUGCCAAGUGUUUCAAGUGAAACUAUAUAUUACAUGUGUCUAUGUUUUUCACUAUGACAUAUUGACAUAUUGACAUAUUGUGGUUGUACUUGUUAUAGGUUUUUAGGGUCUUCAAGAUCUGCUUGUUUUACUUUAUUAUCUA
Molecule: messenger RNA, 971 nt
Organism: Dioscorea cayenensis subsp. rotundata (Guinea yam)
Lineage: Eukaryota; Viridiplantae; Streptophyta; Magnoliopsida; Dioscoreales; Dioscoreaceae
Product: elongation factor 1-gamma-like
Exons: 7
Coding region: 70-849 (259 amino acids)
Molecular function (GO): glutathione transferase activity
Source: RefSeq, a predicted model, not a curated record